AUGGCGUCAGCCGGCUGCUCGGCAGCCAACCUCAGCUCAUUCCUAGGCGGGGGAGCCACAAACGCCACAGCCGCAGCCGAGUACAUAUGCAACAACUUCAACACUGUCCGCGACAGGUUUACGGACACUGCAUUUGCAGUGGACACCACGUACCUCCUCUUCUCCUCUUACCUGGUCUUCGCCAUGCAACUGGGCUUCGCCAUGCUUUGCGCGGGCUCAGUCCGGGCAAAGAACACCAUGAACAUCAUGCUCACUAAUGUCCUGGAUGCCGCAGCCGGUGGACUCUUCUACUACCUCUUUGGCUUUGCCUUGGCCUUCGGUAGCCCAUCAAACGGUUUCAUCGGCCAUCAUCACUUCGGACUCGAGAACUUCCCUAACGAGUCUUCUGACUACAGCUACUUCCUUUACCAAUGGUGUUUUGCCAUAGCUGCCGCGGGGAUCACGAGUGGAUCAAUAGCAGAAAGAACCCAAUUCGUUUCGUAUUUGAUUUACUCUUCAUUCUUGACCGGCCUCGUUUACCCAGUGGUGUCACACUGGUUCUGGUCUAGCGAUGGCUGGGCGAGUGCCGCCAGGACCAACGGCCUCCUGUUCGGAUCUGGGGUGAUUGAUUUUGCAGGGUCGGGGGUUGUUCAUAUGGUCGGGGGUAUCGCAGGAUUGUGCGGUGCGCUCAUUGAAGGUCCUCGCAUUGGCCGUUUUGAUCAUUCCGGAAAGCCGGUAACCAUGCGCGGGCACAGCGGGACGCUUGUGGUUUUGGGUACUCUGUUGCUAUGGUUCGGGUGGUAUGGUUUCAAUGCAGGGUCUUUUAUCAAUAUCCUGAAGGCUUACGGGAAAAGUGGAAGUUAUUACGGACAAUGGAGUGCUAUUGGGAGGACCGCAGUCACCACCACACUAGCGGGAUGCUCCGCUGCGUUGACGACUUUGUUUGGGAAAAGGUUACUCGUGGGCCACUGGAAUCUCACGGAUGUUUGCAAUGGUUUGCUUGGUGGGUUUGCAGCCAUCACCGGGGGUUGUUCGGUUGUUGAUCCGUGGGCAGCAGUCCUUUGUGGGUUUGUUGCUGCUUGGGUGCUGAUUGGGUUUAACAAAUUAGCUGAGAGAGUAGGGUAUGAUGAUCCCCUGGAGGCCGCGCAACUUCAUGCUGGCUGUGGUGCGUGGGGCAUUCUGUUCACAGCACUGUUUGCAAGGAAGGAGUAUGUGAAUGAGGUGUACCCGGGCCAACCAGGGACAGGGAGGCCAUACGGACUGCUGAUGGGCGGUGGUGGAAGGUUAAUGGCAGCUCAUCUUGUGCAGAUUGCAGUGAUCACUGUUUGGGUGGGUGUUACCAUGGGAACGUUGUUCUGGAUACUGGGCAAACUUGGACUUCUGAGGAUAUCUGCGGAGGACGAGAUGGCAGGAAUGGAUCUUACCAGCCACGGUGGGUACGCUUAUGAAGACGAUGACUACAACACAUCCCUCGAAAGUGGAAGGAAGAUGGAAAAGCCCGGUGGGAAUCCAGUGCCUGUUUGAAUUGUUUACCUCACCUCCUCCCAGAACGA
Coffea eugenioides is the source of this 1532-nucleotide messenger RNA. RefSeq names its product ammonium transporter 1 member 4-like. The record is from RefSeq and is a predicted model, not a curated record. The coding region runs from base 1 to 1503 and encodes 500 amino acids. The transcript has a single exon. Gene Ontology annotation, cellular component: membrane. Gene Ontology annotation, molecular function: ammonium channel activity. NCBI's taxonomy places the organism in Eukaryota, Viridiplantae, Streptophyta, Magnoliopsida, Gentianales, Rubiaceae. Gene Ontology annotation, biological process: ammonium homeostasis; ammonium transmembrane transport.